AUGGGUCCCCGAUGCUACAUCCCGGCUGUCUCCGCCGCUCUCUGCAUCGCCAGCCUGCUCUGUUCACACGGAGCCCCAGGUGCAGGCACUCACCUGAUGCUGUGCCAGUCACACACAACAUGUGGGGACAAGUUCUACGACCCGCAGCAGCACUGUUGCUAUGACGACGCUGUGGUGCCCUUGAGCAGGACCCGAAAGUGUGGAAACUGCACCUUCAGGGUCUGCUUCGAGCAGUGCUGUCCCUGGUCAUUCAGACCCCAGGAGGCCUUCGUGGUGAAGGUGAAAGGCCAGGAGUGUUCCUUGGCCCCAUCCUUGGGUGACAGCAUUUGUUCCAGUGUCAUCUGA
This is a messenger RNA of Miniopterus natalensis, 345 nucleotides long. Lineage: Eukaryota; Metazoa; Chordata; Mammalia; Chiroptera; Miniopteridae. The record is from RefSeq and is a predicted model, not a curated record.